Gymnodraco acuticeps is the source of this 1309-nucleotide messenger RNA. RefSeq names its product potassium channel, subfamily K, member 4a (gene kcnk4a). Gene Ontology annotation, biological process: stabilization of membrane potential; potassium ion transmembrane transport. Gene Ontology annotation, molecular function: potassium ion leak channel activity. The record is from RefSeq and is a predicted model, not a curated record. Gene Ontology annotation, cellular component: membrane. NCBI's taxonomy places the organism in Eukaryota, Metazoa, Chordata, Actinopteri, Perciformes, Bathydraconidae.
UUGAAGAGGAACCUCAGUGAUGGCAGCUCUUCAGCCUCUCUGUCACCAUCGCUCUGAAGCAUCAGACCAGCGCAGGGCCCGUGUAGAGAGCUGCUCUCACACAGGGACCUCUGGGUGUGAACAGAGUGAUGUAGGGUCACGAGCAUGGGGAAACACCUUCCAAGGAGAAAUGCACACAUGUACUUUCACAUCACACGCACACUCGCAGAGAGGUCCUCGCUGAGCGCUGAAUUGUGAGAGAACGGUACAUCCUGCACGAGACCAACUUGGAUAGCAGCAUUUCUCCAAACUACAGCUGUGCACCAGAGUAUCCUGACUAACCCGACCAGAUCCCGGCCCCUGAGCUCUGACCCUCUAACCCUGGAGGGGCAGGGGGGGUCCACGGGGACAACAUGCGGUGUACCACCCUCUUGGCCCUGCUGACGGGGGUCAUGCUGUACCUGGUGAUGGGAGCACUUGUUUUCGGCACCCUGGAGUUCCCCGAGGAGGAAUCUGCAUUUCAAAAACUGCAGAACACCAAGAACAUCUUCCUUAAUAACAACUCAUGCGUCACAGAGGAUGACUUCAAAGAGCUGGUGAAGGGAGUGGUGUCUGCGGUGGAGGCCGGCCUGGAUGUGAACAACCUCUUUGCCAACUUCACCAGCCGCUGGGACCUGGCCUCCGCCUUCUUCUUCUGUGGUACCAUCAUCACCACCAUAGGUUUUGGGAACCUGUCUCCUCGGACGUGGUACGGCCAGCUGUUCUGCGUGUGCUACGCUCUGGUGGGCAUCCCGAUGUUUGGCAUUCUGCUCGCUGGAGUGGGCGACCACAUGGGCACGGUGCUGCGCAGAGCCGUGGCCAAGAUUGAGACUCUCUUUCUGAAGCGUAAGGUCAGGCCGACCACGGUGCGUGUGAUCUCAGCCGUUCUCUCCAUCCUGAUUGGUUGUUUGAUCUUCCUCGCCGUGCCAACUGUCGUGUUUCAGAAAGUGGAGAAAUGGUCCUUUCUGGAGUCGCUCUACUUUGUGGUCAUCACUCUCACCACUGUCGGCUUCGGAGACUACGUUCCAGGUGGUCGUGACGGCGGCUUUUUCUUCAAGCCUCUGGUCUGGUUCUGGAUCGUGUUUGGUCUUGCAUACUUUGCCUCCAUCCUCACAAUGAUAGGCAACUGGCUGAGGGUGCUGUCUAAGAGGACCCGCGCUGAGAUGGAGGAGUUGAGGGCCCAUGCUACAGAUUGGACCCAGAACAUCCAGAACAUGUCCAUGGACUUCCGCAUCCCUAACCCUCUGGAGUUCAACGACCCUUUCCUCCUGCAGCGCCGCCGCUGGAAACG